AUGGGUCAUGGACUUUCAGCCAACACAACCGGUAAUUCAACGAUUGAAUCAAACUCGAAUGAACACUAUCUCGGACUUGUAAAUUUCGGCAAUACGUGCUACUGCAAUUCGGUGCUUCAAGCUCUUUAUUUCUGUAAACCAUUUCGUGAACAUGUGUUAAAUUACCGUCUGUCACAAAAGAAUAAGAAAGAGAACUUGUUGACAUGUUUAGCGGAUUUAUUUCAUAUGAUUAUCAAUGGCAAACGGCGAACAGGUGCGUUGCAACCAAAGAAAUUCAUUAAUAAAUUACGAAAAGAAAACAGUACGUUCGAUAAUGAUAUGCAACAAGAUGCACAUGAGUUUCUUAAUCAUUUGUUGAACACUUGUGGUGACAUUUUAAUUGCUGAGAAGAAAGAAGACAAGGACAAAACGGAGAAUAGGCGGAAUAAAUCGAAUAAUGUCUUACCAUAUAACGGUGAUGGAUCGUAUAAUCGAAUCAAUCCAACGCUAAAUUCAAAUGAUUUGUUAAAUGGAACGAGUUCAUUGACAGAUGAGACUUGGAUACACGAACUUUUCCAAGGAACACUCGUAUCGACAACGAAAUGUCUCAAUUGUGAAACGGUUAACAGUAAAGAUGAGAAUUUUCUCGAUCUAUCCAUUGAUGUCGAAGAGAACACUUCAAUCACCACAUGUUUACGAGUAUUUAGUAAUACAGAAACAUUAGCUGGUGAAUCGAAGUAUUUCUGUGAAACAUGUUCGAGUAAACAAGAAGCAACAAAAAGAAUGCGCAUCAAGAAACUACCACGUAUAUUAGCAUUGCAUUUAAAACGUUUUAAAUAUGUGGAAGUUUUUAAACAGUAUAAAAAAUUAUCAUAUCGCGUUGUCUUUCCAUUCGAACUUCGUUUAUUGAAUACUUCGGAAGAUUGUACAAAUAACGAUCGCAUCUACGAUCUUGUUUCUUUGGUUGUUCAUUGUGGUAUUGGACCUAAUCGUGGACAUUACAUAGCUGUAGUUAAACGCGAUGGUUCUUGGCUUGUAUUCGAUGACGAAACUGUUGAUAGAUUGGAUCCGGCGAAUUUCGAAGAAUUCUACGGCGUUUCCCAUGAUCUCGGUCGGCAAUCUGAAACUAGUUACAUUCUAUUUUAUGAAAGUCGUGAUGUGUUCGUCGAGUCAUAG
Messenger RNA from Adineta ricciae, 1155 nucleotides. Lineage: Eukaryota; Metazoa; Rotifera; Eurotatoria; Adinetida; Adinetidae. The record is from the annotation of a GenBank genome assembly.